This is a messenger RNA of Hyaloscypha bicolor E, 3144 nucleotides long. RefSeq names its product kinase-like protein. The transcript is spliced from 2 exons. The record is from RefSeq and is a predicted model, not a curated record. Lineage: Eukaryota; Fungi; Ascomycota; Leotiomycetes; Helotiales; Hyaloscyphaceae. Gene Ontology annotation, molecular function: protein kinase activity; ATP binding. Bases 70 to 2898 code for a protein of 942 amino acids. Gene Ontology annotation, biological process: protein phosphorylation.
ACAUCAUUACCUAGAAGCAAAGAUCAAGAUCAAGAUCGCCUACUCUCAUUCUCAGCUCAAGCUUAAGCUAUGGCAGAUAUCUGUGCUGAGCUCGAUGCUCUAGAGAUCGAGAAUUUUGAGCACAAAUACUUCAUACCUCUUAGCAAACUCGAAAAUUUAUUCACACGAGACAGAAUCAUGGAUCUUCUGCAACAGCAACAGAUACAAUUCUAUGAUAGGACCGAGAUAACAAAAGCGGUCUUGAACAACGGUCUACGACUCUUCGCCACGCUCGCAACUAUUCGCAGAAUCCACUUGAUUGUAUCGUUUCUCAAAACAGAUUACUUCUCGGGCGGCCAAUUUGAUUCGAAGCUUCCGAUGACCGAACCAAGCCUAGAAGAUAUCUUACGGGACUCAGAUAUCAGCCUGCAGUUUUAUCGAAAGCAGUGGAGGUUUCUUGCCCCAGUUCUUCGCGAGGAUCAACCACAUCGUGAGCUUGACGAUCGAACUAUACUCCCAUACCUUUCGUCUGAAACAGUUGCGCAUGGGGGAUUUGCUAAAAUCCUCAAAAUCCGGGUAGAUUCGUCACAUCAUCAAAUUUCAGACACUGAAAAAGAAAUUGACUUGAUUUGUAAACAAGUCGUAAGGCCAAAGCACGGCAGUACAAUAGAGAAAGAUUACGCCCAUGAAUUGCACCUAUUAUCGUCGCUACGAUGCUUGAAACAUCCCAAUAUCGUAAAGCUCAUUACAGCCUACACAAAAGGACCGACCUAUAACUUCCUUCUUCCCGUUGCUGAUAGCGACUUGAAAUCCUUGCUCCUAUCGAACUCGCGACUUCCAGGUUUCCAAACCGACGACCAAAUUUUCAAUUCUCUGUGGGGACUUUCAUCGGCCCUGGAGGCCGUCCAUGAAUAUUUUGAGAACGAGUUCAAUGUGCGACAGAUUGGUUGUCAUUACGAUAUCAAGCCAAGAAACAUCCUUUGCUAUCAAGGAAGGUUUGUGUUGUCUGACUUCGGGUUAUCGAAGCUUAUCCCGGAAGAUGAUGACUCGCGCUCGCUGUUUGAACAGGGAGAAGGCUGUUAUCUUGCUCCAGAAUGCGAGCCAUCCGAUCAAGACUUUAAACCUGGUUUGAUUGGGAGAUCUAGUGACAUCUGGUCUCUGGGCUGCGUUCUCGCUGAGAUUUUUGCUUACCUGAGUGGUGGCCCUGGUGGUGGUCCCAAAAUGGUGGCCUACUUCUACGAAAAACGGAAAAUAAAACUCGGUCCUUCGAUCUGCCAUCAUUUUCACGGAGUCAAUGACAUCAAUCCAGAAGUCACAAAUUUCUUAGACCGGUUCAGUACACAGCUCGCACAUGAGGAGAGGUUCAAGUCAUUAGCUUGCGUAGUCAAAGCAAGCCUUCAAUUUGAGCCAGACAAGCGGCCAAAAGUUUCGAAGAUCAGUCAGCGCUUGUUUCAUCUGGCACAGCGCCAUCUUUUGGAAAAGGCAUGUUCAACUCUGGAAUAUUGUAUAAGGCCAAGAAAUCUCGAGCUACAGAUUGAACUCCAACGUUUAAGGAUCUGGGGGGAUGCUUUUGGGCUUGCAACUGACUGGGAACACAUGCCCUAUCAUGAUUGGUGGGCAAAACCACGUUCUCAGAAGGAGUACCAGAGUACCCAGGACAUUCUGCAGCGAUGCCAAGUAGAGGUUGAUUUUGUUGCAGAGCAACUGGCUCAGGAUAGUACGCCGCCUUAUCCUCUUUCGUAUAACCUUCAGAAACUUUUGGAUCAACUAUGGAAUAUGCAGUCGAGCGGCGUGCACCGAGAUAUGCUCAGCCGUUUAGAAGAGGUAAUGCUGCAGCAUUAUAGCACUGCAACUCAGAAUGACUUGCAAUUGGCAGUUGAAGAGGGUGGAGGAUCUGCAUUCAAUUACCGACAUAUUGCAUCCCUUGUGACUAUGAAAGAAGUCACCUCGGCACUAAUACAGCGGAAUUCCUCAGACAUGGAUCUAUCUGUUGAUCAGUCAGUUCUUCGACUACCAGUGGCUGAGCUCCAUCAUCACUCCAUUAAAACCGAUGAAACUACUGGCAAAAGGAUGUUGAUAGAAUACAUGGAAUAUGAAACAUCCUGGGCAUCACGUACCGACGAGCUCCUGAAACGCGUCAACGCAAUUGCAUUCCUUCGAAGACAUGGAAAAAUAAACGAGAUCUUUCCAGUACUUAAGUGUAUUGGCUUUUACCAUGACGCUGUUCGAUCCCAAUUUGGAAUUGUCUACGAAUUUCCACUCCUGGCAAAAAACACAGACCCUCAAACCCUAGCGCAAGCCGUCAACGAUACUCAAUCAAGGACCAAACAGCCGUCUCUUACAGAAAAAUUCAAGCUGGCUUCGAAUCUAGUAUCUUAUAUUCUGGAUUUCCAUCGUGCGGGCUGGCUGCACAAAUCUAUCUGCUCUUUCAACAUCAUAUACUUCAACAAUGCGUUCGAUAGUCUGGAAGAAUCCUUCAGGUAUCCAUUCUUUAUUGGCUUUAACCACAGUCGCCUUAAUGACGAGAAUGCAUUUUCGACUCUAUCCGGGCCACAGGAGGAAUACCAGCAUCCCGUAUACCGUAGGAACAUCAUUAAAUACACCGAUGAUUCCCAAAGUCCCAACAGCCGUUUCCGACAGGAAUUCGAUUACUAUAGCGCUGGCCUGGUCUUGCUAGAGAUUGCCCUGUGGAAAGACUUGAAAGGGAUUCUCCAGUCCAUUCGCGGUACUCCUGAGAAAGUUCACGAGCAUCUCCUGAAAACCCAUAUCAAGAUUGUCAAGAGUUAUAUGGGCGAAUUAUAUGGGGAAGCGGUCAGGCACUGUCUCUCUUGCUACAGUGAUGAUAAGAGUAAUCCGGAGGAAGUUAGAAGCAACUUCUCGAAAAAAGUUGUGAUUCCAAUUUCACAAUGCUUGCUUUGACUUUUUCGUUGACCCGGAGGGAGAGAGCCGGUUCAGUAUCAAAGAAGGGAGACAGGGGAUGUUUAAUGUACAUACUUGGAACUGCGAGAUUUGCUUAGCGUGCGCUGCGGCCAUGCUCGGGAUGCACACUCUCGACUAAGACUCUAUGCAGCAUUAAGUCACUGUUAGGGAGAGAUACAGCCUAUUAUAAUUGCUAUAUGUUCCAUAAACGCUCAUAUAGAAAGCAUUCCGUUGGAGACAUUGCCG